CCUGAGGACAAGAGCAAGGCACUGGGACUAGUGUCACCUCUGGCACCGCUUGUCCCAAUGUGCUGAGCUCUGCACCGCUCCAGAACCUCUGGCUGGUUUGGUUUGGUCAGAGCUGGGUUUGUCCUCGGCUCUGCCUCCUUCCCCGCUGUCUCGGUGACGGUUUGUGAAGCAAGAAGCUUCUCAAAUCCAGAUUUCAGGGAGGAGGUCCGUACUGCUCGUGCAGAUGGGCAGCCAAAGGGCAGGCUGGGGCUGAGGUCACUCUGCUCACCACAGCCACCUAAUGUACCAAGGUUCUUGGUGUUCCUCACUCUGCCUUCUCCUGGCUCUUCCCAGCCUGGCAGAGAGGCCACUGGGGGCUUGGGGAGCUGGAAGAUGAGCAGCCCCGAGAAAUGUUCAGCCCAUCCCAACCACUAACCUGGCUCAGCCUGCUGGGAUGAGGGAGGGAAUGUCUGGAGGAUGGUGUUUCCAUGUCUAUGUGUCUUUCCGUGCCAGAGAAUCUCCUGCCAGAAGUGGAGGUGCUCCAGAAGAUCAGGCUGCUCUCCCUCAUUGGGAGAGGUACGCAGUUCCUGGCACUGGGGAGGCACAAGGAAGCCUUGUUGGAUUUCCAGCACGGCUUGCAGAUCUCGCCAGAUGACCCAGCUGCUCUUCCCUACCUGGUGGAGGCCCUGUGGAAGCUGGACCGAAAGCCGGAGGCGGCAGCUCGGUGGCAGAAGUUCUCCCGGAGCUCCCCCGGGGAGGACGGGCAGGGAAGGCCCCUCCCGCUCUUCCUGGCCUCCUGCCUCCAGCGGGCGGCCUUCCCACGCCGCGAGGAACUCACCAGGAGCCUAGGGGACUACCUCGGGACCUUGCACGGGGACCCCGCCAGCUGACACACACCCCCCCCCGGAAUUCCUCCAGCACGAAGCCGGGUUCCCGAAGGAUUGGUGCGCAGCGGAUCCCCUUUUUGUAAUAAAAACCUAUUUUUAACUUU
Calidris pugnax (ruff) is the source of this 970-nucleotide messenger RNA. RefSeq names its product Fanconi anemia group G protein-like. The transcript has 3 exons. Gene Ontology annotation, cellular component: Fanconi anaemia nuclear complex. Lineage: Eukaryota; Metazoa; Chordata; Aves; Charadriiformes; Scolopacidae. The coding region runs from base 468 to 869 and encodes 133 amino acids. The record is from RefSeq and is a predicted model, not a curated record. Gene Ontology annotation, molecular function: protein binding. Gene Ontology annotation, biological process: interstrand cross-link repair.